ACUCGCAUCCACCGCAGGCUUCACCUUGGUCGACAAACUCGCAUCCGCCGCAGGCUUCACCUUGGUCGACAAACUCGGUUCUGCCAGAGGCUUCUCUUUGGCAGACAUAUUUUCCCCCUCCACAGGCUCCAUCUUGGCAGACAUAUACUGCCCUACUGCAAGCUUCACAAUGGCCGAUAUAUUCACUACCGCAAGCUUCAUUUUGGCCGACAUAUUCUGCUCCACCGCAAGCUUCACCUAGGUCAACUAAAUCUCGUCUGCCACAUUGGUUGACGAAGGCUCCUUCUCCAACCAUGUCAGCAUGCAGACUGUCACCUCCUUCACAGUGGUCAAACCAGCAUCAGUCAACGUCUCCCUGGCCGACAAAAAGUCGACCGUCGACCUCCUCGCCAUCGUCACCAACCUCUUCAAAACCGACGAGAUUAGUGCCUCUGACUGCAGGUCUCCUUAAGCAGGCUACCGUGCAUGUACCUCCCCAUACAAGCUCUAUUAGUUCUACGCCAAGCCAACCUCGUACAACAAACUCUCCAAAUACAAUAAUUCCACAACAACCAAGAGGGUUAUAUAGUCCACCUCAGAAUCCCUGCCUACAGUUUCCUGUUGGUGGUCGUAAUGACAGUGUAGAGACCCAUCCACGGUGGCCCAGGAUAAACGCUUCGUCUCUUAGGGUCUCUGGAUACCUGCCGAUUCCUCGUACCAGGUCCCAGGCCGCUGACCCCACUCAAGAGUCCCAAGUCACUGAUCCGAAUCCUGCACCAGAAGUACUGGCUCUUUACCCCCCGUGGAACAUCGCCUGGGCCGUCAGCAGGCAGAGCGAGUCCUCCCAAGCACACAAUUCAUGGGAGAUGAACACACUGAUAAGUCACUCCACAUUCUGCUCAGAUUUUGAAACUUUAUCGAGCGAGGAGAAUAAUUCGGCUUGUGAUUCUGAUUUUGAAGUGGCUUCCGUAAUUCCAGGAGGCAACGUAUAUAUUAAGUUUAACUCUACAGAACAUUCAGAUUCCAUACUCUCUUUCAACUGCCCUGAAACUCUCACAGUUUCAGAUUAUUUUCAGGAAGUGGGAGUGCAGGAAACAAAAGAGUACGUCAGCCGAUGCGUCGCCAAGAUGGAAUUCUUCAAGCACCUGCUGCCUCCGGGCUCUUAGGUGGAAUGUAUCUCGUUUGAGCUGACGACUGAAAUCAAACUUGCAAGUAACGGGGAGCUCUACGGUGUAAAGGUUACUACCUCGUGACGAAAAGGUUCCAGAAGAUUAGGAACGGAAGACUGAUGGUGAAUCUACCAAUCUGAGGGAUUGCUCAAGGCGCUUCGGAGGGGACUUCUUGGACUGUUGACAUGAUGCGUGACCAGUCGUGUCUCGCCGCGCCAGCCAUCAACUAUACCACAUUGAUAGGCCUUUACAUUAACCCGCAUCUUGUCUCGAUGUAAAUAUCUUGACCCUGGAGAAGGUGCAUGAGCUACUGCCGGAAUUCCUUGCGUGAAGAUCCCGGCCCUGGUGACUGUCUGGGAGUUCCUUGCGUGAAGAUCCCAGCCCUGGUGACUGCCUGGGAAUUCCUUGCGUGAAGAUC
Molecule: messenger RNA, 1566 nt
Organism: Homarus americanus (American lobster)
Lineage: Eukaryota; Metazoa; Arthropoda; Malacostraca; Decapoda; Nephropidae
Product: mucin-5AC-like
Exons: 2
Coding region: 294-1145 (283 amino acids)
Source: RefSeq, a predicted model, not a curated record